Musca vetustissima is the source of this 500-nucleotide messenger RNA. RefSeq names its product larval/pupal cuticle protein H1C-like. The record is from RefSeq and is a predicted model, not a curated record. NCBI's taxonomy places the organism in Eukaryota, Metazoa, Arthropoda, Insecta, Diptera, Muscidae. Bases 48 to 500 code for a protein of 150 amino acids. The transcript is spliced from 2 exons.
CAUUCAAUACAGACCAUCUGAAAACAAAAUCUCAAAAACUUUACAAAAUGUUCAAGUUGGUGGUAUUGUCUGCUCUUCUCGCCGUAGCUGCUGCUCGUCCCGGUCAUUUGGAAACACCUCUCUUCUAUUCUGCUGCUCCAGCAGCCACUGUUACCGUUCAGGAAUCGUCAUUGGCUCAUGUAGGUAAUGUGGUAAAGAGUGUACCCUCUGCUGUGUCACACCACAGCAACAGUGUUGUCCACAGCAGUGCCAAUGUUGUGGAAGAUGUCUACAGUCCAGCUGUUAAGACCACAUCGUAUACAACCAAGACUUUGGCUACACCAGUUGUAGAAACCUAUGCCGCUGCUGCACCUGUGGUACAAAGUUAUACUGCUGCCGCCGCUGCUCCUUUGGUACAAACCUAUGCUGCUCCAUUGACCCAUACUUAUGCUGCUGUUCCAGCUUAUUCAACCUAUGCUGCUUCAGCUCCAUUGACUUAUACAGCCACUGGUGUAUGGUAA